AUGACGUUCAAGCGCAGGAACGGUGGCAGGAACAAGCACAACCGUGGUCACGUGAAUCCCAUCAGGUGCUCCAACUGCGGGAAAUGCUGCCCCAAAGAUAAGGCUAUCAAGAGAUUCAUCGUCAGGAACAUUGUGGAACAAGCUGCUAUCAGAGAUGUUCAAGAAGCUAGUGUCUACGAAGCAUACACUCUCCCGAAGCUUUACGCUAAGAUGCAAUACUGUGUCUCUUGUGCGAUCCACUCUCACGUCGUGAGAGUCCGAUCUCGCACUAACCGUAGGGUCCGUACCCCACCGCCCCGUUUCGCCAGACGCAAGGAGGAUGCUCCCAAGCCAGGACAGCCAGGUCAGGGUCCUCGCCCAGCUGGUGGUGCUCCCGCUGCUCCUCGUACCUGA
Molecule: messenger RNA, 393 nt
Organism: Microthlaspi erraticum
Lineage: Eukaryota; Viridiplantae; Streptophyta; Magnoliopsida; Brassicales; Brassicaceae
Source: the annotation of a GenBank genome assembly